UAGAAAGGGGGAUAUGGAUAUUUUUUCCCCCUUUAUUUAACCCGAUCUCUCCCCCGUUGGCGUAUCUCUCUCGCCCCCAAAUUCCACAACUCACAACCCCCCUUUCUCUCUUUCUCCUUCGAUCCCUCUCCACAUCCACAGGGAUCCUACGCGGCAAAAAAAUGGGGCUAACGUUCACGAAACUCUUUAGUCGGCUGUUUGCCAAGAAGGAGAUGCGGAUCUUGAUGGUGGGUCUUGAUGCAGCUGGUAAGACGACCAUUUUGUACAAGCUCAAGCUUGGUGAGAUCGUGACAACGAUUCCUACCAUUGGGUUUAACGUGGAGACCGUGGAGUACAAAAACAUCAGCUUCACCGUCUGGGAUGUCGGGGGUCAAGACAAGAUCCGUCCGUUAUGGAGGCACUACUUCCAGAACACACAAGGUCUUAUCUUUGUGGUUGAUAGCAAUGACAGGGAUAGAGUUGUUGAGGCAAGAGAUGAAUUACAUAGGAUGUUGAAUGAGGACGAGCUUCGAGAUGCAGUCUUGCUUGUGUUUGCUAACAAACAAGAUCUUCCAAAUGCAAUGAAUGCUGCCGAAAUCACUGAUAAGCUUGGCCUUCAUUCCCUUCGCCAACGCCACUGGUACAUCCAGAGCACCUGUGCAACCUCAGGAGAGGGACUUUACGAGGGUCUCGAUUGGCUUUCCAAUAACAUCGCUAACAAGGCAUAAGAUGAAACAAGACCAAACCUAAUGUCGAUCUUGGAUGCUGGGAGCUUUUGCUUUGCUCUGUGUGUUUGUUAAUGGGUAGCAAAUGUGUCUACUUAUAUAAUAUUUGGCUGUAUUGCAGUUACUUUUUAAAAGCAUUGUCUAAAGUUUGUAACAGAGGUUAAUUUUGAUUGUUUUAUUAUAUGAUGAUGAUGUUUCUUAACUAA
Helianthus annuus (common sunflower) is the source of this 910-nucleotide messenger RNA. Its product is annotated as ADP-ribosylation factor 2. Gene Ontology annotation, biological process: vesicle-mediated transport; intracellular protein transport. Bases 162 to 707 code for a protein of 181 amino acids. Gene Ontology annotation, cellular component: cytoplasm. The record is from RefSeq and is a predicted model, not a curated record. NCBI's taxonomy places the organism in Eukaryota, Viridiplantae, Streptophyta, Magnoliopsida, Asterales, Asteraceae. The transcript has 7 exons. Gene Ontology annotation, molecular function: GTP binding; GTPase activity.